Leptosia nina is the source of this 864-nucleotide messenger RNA. Lineage: Eukaryota; Metazoa; Arthropoda; Insecta; Lepidoptera; Pieridae. The record is from the annotation of a GenBank genome assembly.
AUGUUGCUGAAUUUAUUGUUGCUCGUUUGCCCCACCAUAACAAGUGCCAUCCACGUAACUGUACUCGCUAUAGACGAAGAAAAGAUCGACGUCUCCUUUCGUGGUACAAGUACUGAUGUGAUAAGCGAUAAAGACCGCGAAAUUUUUCAACUAACAGACACUAACUUAAAGAAAGGCGUGCACGUGUUAUUCGACGAAACUCCGGACGAUGUCUUCAUAAAGAACCCGACGCCGUGGGGUGAUUUGCACGAUCAAUACGGUUGGGACGAAGUAAAGACAGUUCUGAAACCGAUCUUCGGCCGUCUGGUCUCAAAGAAAUCUGAGAGGCAGACUGUUGCGAAGCAAACGUACGAUAACAAGAGCGCUAUACUGGCGAAUUUUACUGCAAAUUUUACAAGACCUCUGCAAGAAACCAUCAAUAUAAUUUGGGUAGAUAGUGAGUUGUCUGUUCAUGAAAAUAUAAGCCAUGAGUUCGAAUUAUUUAAAUUUGGUGGGAAACAACAGUUUUUGUCAGCACCUUGGGGAGUGGACACUACCAAAAUGGAGACAUUUAGGAUGAGUUCUGAAAAAGUGGAAACGGUUGUAGAACCAGGACAGUCCGUUACGGUCGAAAUCAAAUUGACGAAAACAGUUUUGACGAUAGAAGUAGUGUAUGAAGCUACCCUGACUGGGAAAGUUGCUAUAAACUACGAGAACAAAUUCAGGGGUCACCAUUUCUGGUCGGUAGGUGUGAACGAAGUCUUAAGUAGAAUCGGUUUGAAGAACAGCAUCAAGUCGAAGGAAGUGAUAGAUAUAGUGUUUUACUCAAAGGAGGAACAAAUCUUUAGUGAUCCAGAUUUCGAGAACGUAGCGAAAAAUAUGUGA